CUAGAGCUUGUACAGUAUAAUCUGUAAAUUACUAAUUAUUACAAUCUUCUUUAAUCGUUCCGAAAGGCUUAAAUACAUGGUCAUAUUCUCGAGCCAAUGUAUAGUGUAGAUUCUCAGAUAAUUUCUUGCAGCCAAAUUUUGAAGAGGUCGUCCCCGACUCAAAUAAUGAAAUAGUUUUGAGCUAAUAGUUAUUACAGACUACAGUACUUACAACUAAUCACAAUUCUCCUAUGCAGCAUGCCUUAUGAUUCUAUAGAAGAUGGGUUGGAUACUAUUUCGAAGAUUCUCCGUUCUGAAUCUCCUAUUGAAAGUUCACUUAUAGAAGAGUUACAAUUUCUUGCAUCACUCAUUAAUGCUACAAGCACAAGCAGUGGAUCCGAUGAUCAUCUCACAUGGAAUUAUUUGGAAGAAAUUAUCAGUCACACAUAUCUUAAUGAUGAAACUAUGAGAGUACGGUUAUACCGAGCAGUUCUUGUAUUGACCAGAAAUAUUAUUAUCCACGAACCAUCUGAUGUGAAAAUAGUCUCCAGUACGAUGACUAAUCUUGAAAAGUUCGCUACAGUAGUAUCUCCAUCUCAUGAAUUUUAUGGUAAAACUAUAGAAAUAUAUAUUCAAAUAUUGGCUAACAUUCAGAAUCUUGAAUUAAGUGAUACUCUUAUAAAUUAUUUGAAUGAUAAAAUUAUACCGAUCAUUUCCUAUCAAGAUGCUUACAUUCAUCCAACUAUCACAUUUUUAAGUCAUGCUUUCUCUUCGAAAUCCGAUGACGAGACUCAUCAUAAUGAACAAAUAUAUGCCUUGUUACAAGUUCCAUAUGGCUCAAACAAUAUCAUGAGAUAUCUUGAAUCAAGUUUCUUCAAGGUAAAUCCAUUAGAUGGUAGUAAUGGUCAUGACCAUUCAGCGUAUGACCAUAUACUUUAUAAGUUACUCAUUGAAAUCAUAACUCACGAAAGCUUCACAAAAUGGAUUACUAGUGAAACUAUUGGAGAAGAAGGAUUUAUUGAAUGGCUAAAAAUCAACCAAUUAUUACUCACGGCCGAAAGUAACUGGAAUAAUUAUCAAUUAACAGCGACUCUUUCUUGGGUCAUUAAGGCAUUUCAAACUUAUACUCCACUAACUAUUGAAACUAUUGAGGGUAUGAAAACUAAUCAGGAUAAUGUCAAUAUGAUAGAUGGUAAGCAUGAACAGUUAAUAAUUAUUAUACUCGAUAUAAUAAGUGAUUUGAGCAAGUAUCAUCAAGCUCAAAAGAUGUUGAUCCAUUAUAAUCUUCUUGAACCAUUAGUUAAACUAUUCCGUUCAAUCCACCAGAAUUUCCAAGCCAUAACAUUGAAGUCAAAUACAACUAGUGAUCUGAGAAUAAAGAGUCCAUUUCCAGAUGCUAAAUCAAUCAUUAUAGAGAUUAUAUCAUAUUUAGCAUAUGAAAACUUUGAAGUACAGGAAACUAUACGUCAACUUCAUGGAUUAGAAUUAGUGCUAUCUAACUGUAUAAUAGAUGAUGCCAAUCCCUAUAUUCGAGAACGAGCCAUUAUUUGCUUAAAAUAUUUGCUAGCUAAUAAUUCCGAGAAUCAGAAAUUUGUAGCAGCGUUAGAGGCUCAAGGUACAAAUCGAGCCAAUGAAGAAAUCAUUGAAAAGGCUGGUUAUGAAUUGGAGUUUGUCGAUGGUAAAGUACAAUUAAAGCAGAAGCCAUCUACUUAAUUUAUAAGCAUGACCAAGUGAUUAACAUAUUUUAGUUUAUUA
Messenger RNA from Scheffersomyces amazonensis, 1734 nucleotides. RefSeq lists its product as uncharacterized. Gene Ontology annotation, cellular component: cytosol. The coding region runs from base 238 to 1692 and encodes 484 amino acids. The transcript has a single exon. NCBI's taxonomy places the organism in Eukaryota, Fungi, Ascomycota, Pichiomycetes, Serinales, Debaryomycetaceae. The record is from RefSeq and is a predicted model, not a curated record.